Tribolium castaneum (red flour beetle) is the source of this 901-nucleotide messenger RNA. Its product is annotated as calcium and integrin-binding protein 1. The transcript is spliced from 5 exons. The record is from RefSeq and is a predicted model, not a curated record. Gene Ontology annotation, molecular function: magnesium ion binding; calcium ion binding. Bases 208 to 774 code for a protein of 188 amino acids. Lineage: Eukaryota; Metazoa; Arthropoda; Insecta; Coleoptera; Tenebrionidae.
AUACCUUGCGUCCAAACAGUAGUCCAAGUGUUACCCCUAUAAUUAAUUUAUGUAACGGAGCAAUUGCAGUAAAAUUGACUUGAAAACAGCCCCUAAGGGCUUAAUCUCCUGCAAAAAUAAAGAAAUUGCAAGAUAUAAAUGACAGUAGUUCGAACGCGCCCAUUGGUCAAUAAUUGUUUGGCGCUCCAAAAAUGUUAAUUUGAGACAAUGGGGCAAGGUAGGAGUCAGUUUAGUGAAGAGGAGCUGCAAGACUAUCAAGACCUGACUUAUUUUACCAAAAAAGAGGUUUUAUAUGCUCAUCAAAAAUUCAAAGUGCUAGCACCGGAAAAAGUGGGCCAUAAUAAAAACGCCAAACUGCCAAUGUCCAAAAUGCUCAAUUAUCCCGAAUUAAAUGUAAAUCCUUUUGGCGAUCGGAUUUGCAAGGUGUUUAGUUCUAGUCGUGAUGGGGACUGCACUUUUGAGGAUUUUCUCGAUAUGAUGUCUGUUUUUAGCGAAGCGGCCCCGAAGUCGGUGAAGGCCGAGCACGCGUUUCGUAUUUUUGAUUUUGAUGGGGAUGAUAUGUUGGGUAUUUCUGACUUGAAACAGAUUAUUGAAAGACUGAUUGGGAAGGAUAAUCAUUUGGGUGAGCAGGAGAUGGAGCGCUUGAUUCAAAAUGUGCUCGAGGAAGCGGAUUUGGACGACGAUGGGGCGCUGUCUUUUGCCGAAUUUGAGCACAUUAUUGACCGGUCUUCAGACUUUCUGAAUUUUUGCAGCGUUUUUCGCAUGCGUCUCUAAUUAUGUGAUCUCAUCACUUUGUGUGAACUGCCAUGACUUGAAUAAUUCCACAAGCCAAAGUAAACAAUUUUAUUUAUUGUUUAAGGAUUUACAAACUUAUAAGAGUAAUAAAAUCAUCACAAACUUA